AUGGACUCAUACGGUGGUGGUGGACAGGCCCGCGGCUGCUACAACUGUGGCGAUGCUUCUCACCAGGCUCGCGAUUGCCCAACCCGAGGCCCUGCUAAGUGCUAUAACUGUGGUGGUGAAGGACACAUGAGCCGUGAAUGCCCAGAGGGUCCUAAGGACAAGACAUGCUACAAGUGCGGUCAGCCAGGUCACAUCUCCCGUGAUUGCACCAACCCUCCCGUUGAGGGCGCUGGACGUGGUGGCGGUGGCUUCUCUUCCGGUGGCGGUGGAUCCCAAGAGUGCUACAAGUGCUCCAAGAUCGGACACAUCGCUCGUAACUGCCCCGAGGCUGGUGGAUAUGGCGGCGGUGCCGGUGGCGGAUACGGUGGCCAGCAAGGAGGUUUCGGUGGCGGCUUCGGUGGUGGUGGUGGUCGUCCAGGACAGACCUGCUACUCCUGCGGAGGUUACGGCCACAUGUCGAGGGAUUGUACCCAAGGCCAGAAGUGCUACAACUGUGGCGAGGUUGGUCACUUGAGCCGUGACUGCCCCUCCGAGACUUCGAGCGAGCGCACUUGCUACAAGUGCAAGCAGCCAGGUCACGUUCAGGCCCAGUGCCCCAACUAA
This is a messenger RNA of Lachnellula hyalina, 603 nucleotides long. RefSeq names its product Cellular nucleic acid-binding-like protein (gene byr3). Bases 1 to 603 code for a protein of 200 amino acids. NCBI's taxonomy places the organism in Eukaryota, Fungi, Ascomycota, Leotiomycetes, Helotiales, Lachnaceae. The transcript is spliced from 9 exons. Gene Ontology annotation, molecular function: single-stranded RNA binding; mRNA binding; translation regulator activity. The record is from RefSeq and is a predicted model, not a curated record. Gene Ontology annotation, biological process: positive regulation of cytoplasmic translation. Gene Ontology annotation, cellular component: cytoplasm.